ACUAUUCUCGAGCAUGACUGAAAGGUGUUUUUAGAAAGAAAAACUUCUGUUUUCUUUUGUAUUCUUUUUUUCUUUGGAGUCAAAGUGGAUGGGAACGGUAAGUGAAUUUAGUGAGGGAAACCAACUUGGAAGUUAGCGUCUUAGUCUUACAGCUGCUGAUACCUUCCCUCAUAAUGUGACUUUCCCAUGUUAGGUGCCUUCUAGAUAUCCUUGGGAGUACAAAAGAGCCUCACUCAAUUCACGUUCUAGGCUUUUAUGUGUUGCAUUUUGUUAAAUGCUGAGCCUUCAAGAGGGUUCCAUCCAAUAAGAGCAACCUCGAAUCUAGGGCAGUGUUUUACAUGAGUUUCCAGAUCUGAGUCUUUUCUCUUUAGUCUUUACAAUGAUGUGUGCUAGAAAAUAUUGAUGAGGUUGAUGUGUUGAGUCCUUGCUCUAAGUAUAUCUACACACACACACACACAGAGUAGCAUACUUGUGUUGUUCAGUGUGUGGAGUGUGAAUCUGUGUCCAAUUCACCAUUGUGUGAAAAUGGCUCCGAGGCUAGACUUUUCCAAUUGGUGGACGAAGGAUACACAGAAGGGAACACCGGUAGUGGUGAAAAUGGAGAACCCCGCUUUCUCUGUUGUGGAGAUCAAUGGUGCAGAUGCUGCAUUCAGGCCAGUUGAGAAAAGCCGUGGCAAGAAUGCUAAGCAAGUCACAUGGGUGUUGCUUCUCAGGGCUCACCGUGCUGUUGGCUGUGUCACUUGGUUUGCCACUGUGCUUUGGGCGUUGCUGGGGGCCAUUAAGAAGAGGUUGAUUCAUGGACAAGGUGUGGCUAUGGAGAGUGAGAGUGACAAGUUGGAAAAAGGCAAGUUUCUGUUUAGAGUCAUUAGAGUGUUCCUAGUGACAUCCUUGGCAGUUCUGGCCUUUGAGGUUGUUGCUUACCUUCAAGGUUGGCAUUUUGGGAACCCCACUUUGCACAUUCCUCGUACUUCUGAUUUGGAAGGAUUGCUCCACUUGGCUUAUGUUGCUUGGUUGACGUUUCGUGCUGAGUACAUUGCUCCUCCUAUUCAGGCACUUUCCAAAUUUUGUGUUGUUUUGUUUCUUAUCCAGUCUGUGGAUCGCAUGGUCCUUUGCCUGGGGUGCUUUUGGAUCAAAUACAGGAAGGUCAAGCCAAAGAUUAAUGGGGAUCCAUUCAAGAGUGAUGAUGUUGAAGGAUCUGCAAGCAAUUAUCCCAUGGUUCUGGUUCAAAUUCCAAUGUGCAAUGAGAGGGAGGUGUAUGACCAAUCCAUUUCUGCAGUCUGUGGCAUUGAUUGGCCAAGGGAUCGUUUACUGAUUCAAGUACUUGAUGAUUCUGAUGAUGAGAGCAUACAGUGGUUAAUUAAGGAAGAGGUAUCUAAAUGGAGCCAGAAGGGAAUCAAUAUAAUCUAUAGGCAUCGCUUAAUAAGGACUGGAUACAAAGCUGGAAAUCUUAACUCUGCAAUGAGCUGUGACUAUGUGAAAGACUACGAGUUUGUUGCUAUUUUUGAUGCAGACUUUCAACCAAAUCCUGAUUUUCUUAAGCGAACUGUGCCACAUUUCAAGGACAAUCCCGAACUAGGUUUGGUCCAAGCUAGAUGGUCUUUUGUGAACAAGGAUGAGAAUCUAUUGACGCGUCUCCAAAACAUAAACUUAUGCUUUCAUUUUGAGGUAGAACAGCAGGUGAAUGGGGUAUUUCUCAGUUUUUUUGGUUUCAAUGGAACUGCUGGUGUUUGGAGAAUCAAGGCCCUAGAAGAAUCCGGGGGCUGGCUAGAGAGGACAACUGUAGAAGAUAUGGACAUUGCUGUCCGAGCUCAUCUCAAUGGUUGGAAAUUUGUCUUCCUAAAUGAUGUAAAGGUACCAUGUGAAGUUCCAGAGUCAUAUGAAGCUUACAGGAAGCAGCAACACCGCUGGCAUUCAGGUCCUAUGCAACUUUUUAGGCUGUGUCUUCCAGCAAUUGUGAAAUCUAAGGUGUCUGCAUGGAAGAAAGCAAACUUAAUCCUGCUAUUUUUUCUGUUGAGGAAACUGAUCCUUCCCUUUUACUCCUUCACCUUAUUUUGCAUAAUUCUUCCUCUAACCAUGUUUGUACCAGAGGCAGAGCUUCCUUUGUGGGUGAUCUGCUAUGUGCCUGUGUUUAUGUCACUUCUUAACAUUCUUCCUGCUCCAAAAUCUUUUCCUUUCAUUGUUCCCUACCUCCUUUUCGAAAACACCAUGUCCGUCACCAAAUUCAAUGCAAUGGUAUCUGGGCUCUUCCAAUUAGGAAGCUCUUAUGAAUGGGUUGUGACAAAGAAAGCUGGCAGAUCAUCAGAGUCCGAUUUACUGGCUGCUGCAGAAAGGGAAGCCAAGUCAAUAGAACAACAAAAGAUUCAUAGAGGAGCUUCCGACAGUGACCUUAUGGAGUCACAAAAGCUUGUAGAGCACAAAGAAGCAGCUCCAACAACUGUUAAGAAAACUAAUAAGAUAUAUAAGAAAGAGCUGACUUUGGCAUUCCUCCUUCUCACAGCUUCUAUCAGGAGUCUGUUAUCUGCACAGGGAGUUCACUUCUACUUCCUGCUUUUCCAAGGGGUGACCUUCCUCCUUGUGGGGCUUGAUUUGAUCGGAGAGCAGAUGAGCUAGUUUUCGUUCAAAACAGCAUAGACGAUGAAUGGAAAAUACCUUUUACUGGUUUAUCAGCCAAGUGGCAGUCCAGCAACAAAAUGAAAAAAGAAGUAUAGUUAAAUCCUUUCUUUCGUUUCUUUCCAAAAAUUCACAGUACAGGUGUAUCGAAGGCAUAACUGAUUGCAAGUACCAAAGCAAGGUUCCUCAAUUAUCCAACUCUAUAUCCAUUUUGCAUUCACACGAUUCAUCGCAAGUAUUCCUUAUAGGGCAUUACUCACAUUGUACUCAUACAGGUAUUGAAUAUUUGUUUAAUGGUAUAGGAAGUGUAUAAAAUCUUCAGUUUUCUUCAUUGUGUUAUUGGGAAUGGGAGUUCUGAUUCCAAAUGUCUGGAUGCAGUGCAUCUAGCUUGAUAUAUGUCGAAUGAUAGGUGCCUUCAUGGUAAAUAGAGUGUGUAAAACAGGACAUCUUUCUGUACAUUCAUUGUUAUCUAAUUUAAACAAUAAAUUUUAUUCUUCCAA
Molecule: messenger RNA, 3110 nt
Organism: Vigna angularis (adzuki bean)
Lineage: Eukaryota; Viridiplantae; Streptophyta; Magnoliopsida; Fabales; Fabaceae
Product: probable xyloglucan glycosyltransferase 5
Exons: 5
Coding region: 526-2610 (694 amino acids)
Cellular component (GO): Golgi apparatus
Molecular function (GO): glycosyltransferase activity
Source: RefSeq, a predicted model, not a curated record